Leptosia nina is the source of this 1995-nucleotide messenger RNA. The record is from the annotation of a GenBank genome assembly. Lineage: Eukaryota; Metazoa; Arthropoda; Insecta; Lepidoptera; Pieridae.
AUGCAUCAUUUUGGAAAUAGAGGAUUUGGUGGCCCUCCUCAGCCUCAAAGGCAGGGAGGGCGUCGCGGAAAUAGGGGGGGCGGUUUUCGAGGUGGAAAUAAUUCGAGAUUUGAUCACAAUCAGAGAAAUCAACCUCAUGGAGGUCAACGCCCAAUGAAUGAGCCAGUGCAUCCACCCAAACCACUGCAACAAGACAAGCCUCCUCAGCAGCAACAACCUGUCCCACAACAACCAAAAGAGAAAGAAAGCCCUAACCAACCACAAAAUCAACCGCAGAAUCAAAAGCCCAGCUCCCAACAAAAUCAACAGAAGCCCCAAGAACCUAAGCCUGUUCAAAAUGUAGUUUCAAAGCAAGAAUCUAAAGACAAUGUUGAUAAAAGUGUUCCUACAGAACAGAAGAGUAUGAAUAACAUUAGCAAUCAACCAAAUUUCCAAAAGAAUGUUAAUGGUAAUUUUGGUGGGCCUGGGAAGCAAGGAGGCUCAUGGAGUCAGGGUAAUCCUGGCAUUAAACAAGGUGGUAAUAAUUUUGGCCAACAGAGGGGACCAAGAGAUUUCCAAAAAACUGGUCCAGGUCCACAGCCAGGACAGGGCCCACCACGCAAUCAACAACAGAGACCAAACAAUCGGGUUGGUGGACAGUUUGAUGGAAAACCAGUUCAAAGAGAGGAACACAUGUUGGCAAAUAAACUUAAGGAACUCAUGGGACCGUUAAUUGAUUUGCCAUCCAUUGAACAACCAGAAGUUAAAUUUAAUGGAAGAAGUAGAUUGUACAUUGGCAAUCUCUGUAAUGAUGUCACUGAAGAAGAGUUACUUAACCUUUUUGGACAGUUUGGUGAAACUGCAGAAUUAUUUUUAAACAAGGAAAAAAACUUUGGAUUCAUCAAGAUGGAUUAUAGAGUAAAUGCAGAAAAGGCCAAACGUGAGUUGGAUGGAAAAAUGAAGAAUGGAAGAACAAUGCGGGUUCGAUUUGCACCCCACAACAGUGCCGUACGCGUUAAGAAUCUCCCACCAUUUGUUUCAAAUGAACUUUUGUACAAGGCGUUUGAAAUUUUCGGCAAAAUUGAAAGAGCCUUUGUCAGAGUAGAUGAAAGGGGCAAAACUUUAGGAGAAGGAAUAGUUGAGUUUGCGCGUAAACCUAGUGCAUUGGCUGCAAUCAGAAAUUGCUCUGAGAGAUGCUUCUUCCUUACAUCAUCGUUACGUCCCGUUAUUGUUGAAAACUUAGAAGAGCCUGACGAGUUUGAUGGAUUCCCAGAGAAAAAUAUUCCCAAGAAACACCCUGAAUUCUUGAAGGCUCGUGAGGUUGGACCUCGAUUUUCGGAAUCUGGAAGUUUUGAGCAUGAGUAUGGCACAAGAUGGAAGCAACUACACGAACUUCAUCGGCAGAAGGAGGAGGCUCUGAAGAAGGAGCUAGCAGCUGAAGAGGAAAAGUUAGAAGCACAGAUGGAAUUUGCAAAAUAUGAGCACGAGACUGAAUUACUGCGAGAACAACUGAGGCAACGUGAGCAAGACCGUGAGAGGCAAAAACGCAGUUGGGAAAUGGCGGAGAGGGCGGCGGACGAGCGACGUGAAGCCGAACGCAUGCAACUUAUGCGCCAUGAGGAAGAGCUGUCCCAGCGCAUGCGUCUGCAAGAUGACGAGUUGCGUCGCCGGCAACAGGAGAACACGCUAUUCGUUCAGGCCCAACGACUGAAUUCAAUGUUAGAUCGUCAAGAACAGGGCAUGUUUGACAAUCAACAACCAAUGGACGGAGGCUUCAGAGACCAGUUCGACAUGCCGCGAGGAGGUUUUGACGACAUGCCGCAGAACCGCGUUUGGGAAGGACGCCCAAUGGACGAAUACCCAAACAAGCGUCUCGGUUUUCAGCUAGAAGAGAAAUUGGAAUUUAUCAAAAGAGACUAUAAUCGGCUUUUUGGGACCUUUGCUGCGUCUUUAUCUCCAUUGAGUAUGGGGCGUUUCAAAAUAUUGGCAAAGAAGAAAAUCAACAUUUCACUUUAA